Molecule: messenger RNA, 3282 nt
Organism: Polychytrium aggregatum
Lineage: Eukaryota; Fungi; Chytridiomycota; Chytridiomycetes; Polychytriales
Exons: 6
Coding region: 102-3131 (1009 amino acids)
Source: RefSeq, a predicted model, not a curated record
AGCGAGGGGCGGUCGGCUGUGUCUUUCUCUUCCUGCCGAGCGAUCCAUCUGCUGCCUGCUUCUGAGGAGCCCCCCCUCCAACCGUUGCUCGUCUCGAUUGCAUGGAGCCCAUACCUACGCCGCAGUUUGUUCUGCCGACCUCGGUGGACGAGGCCGAGAAGUGGAAGAUCAGCCCACAGGACAUCAAGGACGGCGUCGCCAAGGCCAAGAACAUCAUCAAGGCUUCUGAGAAGCUCCGGAAGACGCUGUCGGCUGUUGCCACCGCUUACUACGACUAUGGCAUCAGCGUCAAGGAGCUGGCCUCGACCAAGUCGGUUCGAACGGUCGAGUUGCUAGGCUCGCCCAAAGGUCUCGACACCUAUGCCAAUGCCCACCUCCAGCUUGCUCGCCACAUCCGGGGACUCGGCGACUGUUUGUACAGGUCCAUCGAGCAGAGCAUCCCGACAACAGUGGCGACCCACAACAUCAGUGUCCAGUACCACGACCGAGUCGUUGCUCGCCAGAAUGAGGAACAGGAUAAGAAGAUCCAGAAGGCCGAAACCGAAAUCAACAAGCAGCGACAUCGAGCCUCCGAGGCCGACAGGGCCGUCCAGGAUGUCAUGACCAUCAAGGCCCUGACGGACGAAUGGGUUCGCAUCAAGAACCUCGGUAUCCUCGCGACCUUGAAGGAAGAGUCCAAGUUUGUCUCCCAGAUCUACGCGCACCUCCUCAGUGUCGCUUCCAAGGAGCGGGAGGCCUUCCUCGAAUUCGACCGUGUGAUGAUGAGGAAGUUUGGCGGUCAGUCGGAUGACGAUCUCGCUCGAAAUGAAUCGCAUCUGGCCACACCGAUUACAGCUGUAUCGGCGUCAGGCCAGGGCCUCAGCGCGACCGAGCUGCCCCCGACUUCAGCGGAACUGUUGGAUGUCCCCGAGCCCGGCCCACCCCGAGAGAUGAACAGCUCCGUCGGGGCCGAGCGCCAGUCGAGCAGCUCGCCAAGGAUCCUCGACGACAUGCUGACGCCGCAACCGGCUCCGCAGCUGGUUCCGCAGGGAAUGGUCAAUGUGGUAUCGCCAGAUGAGUACUUUGAGUUCUCAGACGUCCCCAACCACGAUGUCUAUAUCCCCGUCUCGAAUUCGGUCCAGGAAAUGGCCUCGGUGGACGACUACAUGAGUGGCUUCGAGGAGUCGCCCUAUAUCGACCCGAUGCAGUCCCCCGCCCCUGAGCGGAAGCCUUUGCCUGGCAUUCCUGCGGAAGCCGUCGGCAUGUCCGUGACGGUGACUCCCAUCGACAGGUCUCCUUCUUCGCACGGCUCCAACUCCAACGCCAACCCUCCCAAGCUUGUGCCGCCUUCGCGUGGCGACAGCUUGAUGCCCAGCCUCGGCAUUAGCCAGUUCCCUCCCCACGCCAAUGUCGUCAGUCAGCUGGCCAAGCAUGUGCAACUGCGGACACAGCUUCCUGGUCUCGAAAGCCACGCAGAGCCGCUGGCAGAGAGUGCCCACCCACAGCCCGCCCCAAGUGCGGACCUGCCAAACUCACCGAAGGAUAUGCCGCAGUACCUGGCAAGUCUCGCCAUGCAGGAUCCCGAGGCUCGCGUAGUCCAAGGCUUGCAACAAACCGUUCAACUCAAUGUUCCUGCACAGCUCAACGUCCCGGCACAGCAUUCAGAGCCGUCAACGUCGUAUCACACCGACGAAUACAAGCCAUACGAGCCUCGUGGCGAACGCACGACAGGCACUCCCAAGGUCAUUCUGCCGGCCACCGAGUCGCUGCGACCUCAGCCUGGGUCGUCGCGCGAUUUGGGUUCCUCGAAGAGGCAGGAGGACCUGCGCAAGUCCAUGAGCACCUUCAAAGAAAAGGUCGAGCGCCGCGACUGGAUUCUGGUUGACCCCAACGCCGAUCCGACCUUGGGCGUGGAUGAGACGCCAAGGAUAUAUCGGUCGCUGCCACGCGUGGGUGCCUCCCCUCGACCGCCGAUGGUGAAGCUGCAGACGCGCGACGACCUGUCGCUGACCUCAUCGCCGACGCCGAGCCAGUUCAAGCUUCAGCUGGCCGGAUUUGGCAACCGGUUCAAGAAAAUCAUGGGAUUGAAGCCUCAGGCUCCCACCCAAGUCCACAUUCCAAUCAUGGAGAACUCUCCAUCCUUCAGUGUACGGAGCACAUCCGUGGCGCCGUCCAAGGCCAGCGACGAGUCUCUGACAGACACAAGCGAUACUGCCGGUGAAAGCGAGUCGCAAGAGCCCGUAAAGCCUGGAGCCAAGACUGGCCGUCGAGUCCACUUUGCCAGCUCGCCGAUGGUGCAGCACCUCGACUCCGAUACCGAGAGCGCUCCGCUGGAUGAGGAGGACUUUAUCGCCAUUCCUCAGAACCUGCACGAGGCCGUGAUGGAUAAGCUUCCGCAACAUGUGCGCUCCGAGCUCAACGAGGCGGCCCUGGAUCAAGCCGAGGGUGCUCCUGAAGUACCAGACAUACCGGCUCCUGAAAUGGCUGCUCGGGCUGCCUCGGGCUCGGGCUUGGGCUCGGGUGUGGCACAAGAGCGUGAUGCUUCGAAUGGCGACCUGCGCCCCGAUGCACCGGCUCUCCAGGACCAGAUCAAGCAACCCGCUGAGCCACUGGAAGGGCCCGAACGACAAGAUAAGGAGGCGGUCACUUUGACAGUUGGCAACGUUUCUCGACGGCCCAACGUCGUGUUCCCGGUCGAGGCCGAUGUCGAAAGCAUGAAGGGAACCGUUGUGGAUGAGGAUGUCUCCUACGAGCCGAGUCUGGCUACAACCAGCGCCCUUGGCAUUCGCCCGUCGUCAAGCCAGAUCGGAGCACGCAAGGAGCUUGUUUGGGUCAUCCACAACCACAUUGCUCGCAGCGACCGCGAAAUGACCAUCGCCAAGGGCGAUGUUGUCUCGGUGCGCAAACGACACGGCACCUGGAUCUAUGGAACAAAAGUGCCGCCCGAGCUACUGAAGCCGCAGAUCCCACCCGAGCGCACGAGCUCCAAGAGUUCACUCGCCAGUCCAACCGGUGCUGGAGAGCCCAAGCUCGUUAGCUCGCUCUUCACGGACGAGCGACAGGCCAAGAAUGUGCCCCUGACAAACCCGACCACCCGCCCGGUCGCCGGCUGGAUUCCUGCCUCAUAUGUCACGCGAUUCUCGAGUGCAUAAUACCAUGCUCCAGUGGCUGGCGAGCGGCAACGUUGCCGGUCAAGCAUCACAGGCCAUGGUGUCCACAAUGAAGCGGGGCAUUCUGUUAUUUGAGCAUGUUGGACUAUUUUCUUUCUGUAUCCUGAAUACAUCCGUGUAUCGUGAGCGCCCC